Molecule: messenger RNA, 2757 nt
Organism: Carassius gibelio (silver crucian carp)
Lineage: Eukaryota; Metazoa; Chordata; Actinopteri; Cypriniformes; Cyprinidae
Product: twinkle mtDNA helicase-like
Exons: 6
Coding region: 183-2369 (728 amino acids)
Biological process (GO): mitochondrial DNA replication
Cellular component (GO): mitochondrion
Molecular function (GO): single-stranded DNA binding; ATP binding; 5'-3' DNA helicase activity
Source: RefSeq, a predicted model, not a curated record
CACAGUUUGUCUUGAUGAGAGUUUCGUGUUUCACACGGAAGUAUUUUGGAGUGGGAACCUCAUGUGCAGUAGAACACAUGAUAACAGUUUGGCGCGCUUCUUAUAGAACAGUAAGUUUAUGUAUGUGUACAAUAUGCAAUUUCAAAUGUUUACGGUCUGUUAUGUCCUGAAUUAACGGUUAAAUGUGGAGGAGCAGGUUUCUCAGGGGCACAGGCUGUCUCUUGCAGGGGGCGGGCUGUAUUCCUUGUAAACCCUUGAGAUAUCUAUCAUUUUGCCAGCCCUGCCUCCAUCCAGUCCUGCAGCGUUCUUGUAGGGCACCAACUUGCUAUAGUUCUGAAAACUGUUUAAGACCUACUUUUGCAUUUUAUUCCUUCAGAAAAUUUAGAAAAGAUGCCAAGUCAAUCAUUGAUUUCCCUGCCCAGCACCUCACAGUGACUGAUAUCAAGCAGUAUCUCCGUUCCAAAGAUAUCCCUUUCUAUGAUGGCUACAGCUGCUUACAUGCUCCUAGUAUUUUUAUGGAACCAGCACCUGAAGGGUCUGGAAAAGAGAAUUACUCACUGUUCAUCAAUAAAACCACGGGACAGUUCCUGUGUAAGGAGACUUUAGUGGAGGGGAGCUGGGAGGACCUCCAGGAUUGCAUUGAGGUGAUGUUGAAUGAAGGUCAGACCUCCAUCGGCCCUAAUGUGCUGCUGGGGUUUCCUGAGAGCUUGGAGGAGCAAGAAGAAAGAGAGAUGGAGAUGAAGGAGGUGCAAAGAAUAUGGAGCAGCUCCAUGCCAUUUUCCGACCUCCUGGAUGAGGAAGUGCAGCUCAUUAAAACCAUGUUUCAGAUUGGUAAACUCACCAACGCCACUCUGAAGAGAUUUGGUGUGAGGUUCUUCAAGCCCACCAAGAGUUUGGUGUUCCCCUGGUUUAGUGGACGUGACCCGUGUCUCCGGGGUGUUAAAUUGCUUUCUGCUGCCAUGAAAGGUGACGGACGUGUGGUCUACACCGAAGCGACGAUUCCAAAAAUCUCCAACUACCACAACCUCUUCGGCCUGCCUUUGAUUGGAAGAAAGGACAGUGAGGUUGUGCUCACGGGACGUGAGGUAGACAGCAUGGCGGUGAGUCAGGCUACUGGUCUUCCAUCUUUGGCCUUGCCACGGGGUGUAAGCUGUCUGCCUCCGAUCCUCCUGCCUUAUCUGGAGCAAUUCAAGAAAGUCACACUGUGGCUGGGAGGAGAUAUGCGCUCCUGGGAAGCCUCAAAAAUAUUCUCCAGGAAGCUUGGACUGAAACGCUCUUCUCUUAUCCGGCCAGGGGACUUUCAGCCGUGCCCCAGUGAGGCACUGGCCCAGGGCAGGAACUUGGCACGAAUUGUCAAGGCUUCAAUCCCUGCUGCCCACAAGUCCAUUGUGUCCUUCAAGCAGCUCAGGGAGGAUGUGUAUGGGGAACUGGUUAAUGUGGAGCAGGUGGCUGGGAUACAUUGGUCUCGAUUCCCUGAGCUUAAUCGUAUACUUAAAGGUCAUCGCAAAGGGGAACUUACAGUUUUUACAGGUCCAACAGGCAGUGGAAAGACCACCUUCAUUAGCGAGUUUGCCCUAGAUCUGUGCAUACAGGGUGUCAACACAUUAUGGGGCAGCUUUGAAAUCAACAAUGUGCGCCUGGCCAAAAUUAUGCUGACCCAGUUUGCCAAGCAAAGACUCGAGGAGAACCUGGAUCAAUAUGACAUGUGGGCUGACAAGUUUGAGGACCUGCCUCUCUACUUUAUGACCUUCCAUGGACAGCAGAACAUCAAGAAUGUUUUGGAUACCAUGCAGCAUGCCGUUUAUCUGUAUGACAUCAGUCAUGUGAUCAUUGAUAACCUGCAGUUUAUGAUGGGCCAGGAGAACCUGUCUGUGGAUAAGUUUGCAGUGCAAGACCACAUCAUUGGAGCCUUCAGGAAGUUUGCCACAAACAGCUGCUGUCAUGUGACUUUAAUUAUCCACCCCCGGAAAGAAGAGGAUGAUAAAGAACUGCAGACAGCAUCCAUCUUUGGCACAGCCAAGGCCAGUCAGGAGGCAGAUAACGUGCUCAUCCUUCAGGAGAAGAAAUUGGUGACGUGUCCAGGCCGUAGGUCCCUUCAGGUGGCCAAGAACCGCUUCGAUGGGGACGUGGGGAUCUUUCCUUUAGAAUUUAAUAAAGCCUCGCUUACCUUCUCUGCGCCUGUGAAGGGAAAACAGAAGCUUCGUAUGGUUAAAGUGGACAAGAAUAACAGCACAGAGGAAAUAGAGGAGACUGAACUCAAAGAAAAAAGUGAGAAAGCUCUCAAGCCUGCCAAAGCAAAGACCGCAAAGACAGUUAAGAGGUCAGCAACAUUAAAAGAUACUACAGAUGGAGAAGGAAAUAAUCAGUAGUUCAAGGAAUUCAUUAUUUGUACCUGAAUACAUGAAAAUGUAAUGCUGCAGUUUUACUACUAAAUAAAUUAAUUAAUGUUCAUGUUAAGCGUUUUCUUCUUGCAAGGGAGCUGAAUGCAAUGUUUUGUAUAUCCACUUAUGUUUUUUAUUCACUAAAAAUAUGUACAAGUAUUUGAUGAUUUAAAGAAGGCUUAAAUAUAGGGCAUUUAAAGAGAUGCCAUACAUUUCAUCAAUGCAAAUACAUUUAAUAGAUUGUGUCCAAAAAUUACAUGUGAUCUGUUUCCGUUAGCGUUAGGGAUUGUCAUUAUUACUGUUGGAGAAACGUGUCAAAAAAGCUAUUUAAAGGAGGCUGUGAAAACUUUUAAUAAAAUGUUUUGUAGGAUUUGUA